AGCCUGUCAGCCUCGUUUUCGUAAAAUAGGACAACACCUAGUAAAAACCGCGACGGGAGAGAGGAGUGGGGAUUGGCGAAACCGCUCCACCCACAUAAUGGGCGAAUUGUAACAUUGUAGCACUGGAGUGUCACUAUUUUCACAACAAACAAAACGCAGCAGCAAUUCUACAACAAAUAUUUUACAAGAAUCAGUAGCUAUGUCGGCAACACUGUCGCGCGGCUCGCUCCAACCUGGCCAGCAAAAACUGGCCGAGAAAUUUACCAUUUUGAACGACAGGGGCAUCGGAAUGCUCACUCGCAUCUAUAAUAUCAAGAAGCAAGGACAAGUUUGGAAGGCUUGUGGUGACCCCAAAGCAAAACCAUCCUAUCUAAUAGACAAGAACCUGGAGUCCGCUGUCAAGUUCAUUGUCAGAAAAUUCCCAGCAGUUGAAACACGCAACAACAAUCAACAGCUUGCACAACUACAAAAAGAGAAGUCUGAAAUCCUUAAGAAUUUAGCGUUGUAUUACUUCACAUUCGUAGAUGUGAUGGAAUUUAAGGACCAUGUCUGUGAGCUACUGAACACUAUCGAUGCUUGCCAAGUCUUCUUUGAUAUUACUGUAAACUUUGACCUGACCAAGAACUACCUUGACUUAGUAGUGACCUACACUAACCUAAUGAUGCUAUUGUCUCGGAUUGAAGAGAGGAAAGCUAUCAUUGGCCUCUACAACUACGCCCAUGAAAUGACACAUGGAUCAAGUGAUCGAGAGUACCCGAGGCUGGGACAGAUGAUUGUUGACUACGAGAACCCGCUGAAAAAGAUGAUGGAGGAGUUUGUUCCCCAUGGGAAGUCGUUGUCAGACGCCCUGCUCUCCCUCCAGAUGGUGUACCCCAGGAGAAACCUGUCUGCUGACCAGUGGAGGAACGCACAGCUACUCAGUCUCAUCAGUGCACCCAGCACCAUGCUCAACCCAGCCCAGUCAGACACAAUGCCCUGUGAAUACUUGUCCCUGGACGCCAUGGAGAAGUGGAUAGUUUUUGGCUUCAUUUUAUGUCACGGGGUCCUGAACAGUGAUCAGGCAGCUCUGAGCCUGUGGAAGCUGGCUCUUCAGAGCAGCACCUGCCUCUGUCUCUUCAGAGACGAGGUGUUCCACAUCCAUAAGGCUGCUGAGGACCUGUUCAUCAACAUCCGCGGCUACAACAAGCGUGUGAAUGACAUCAAAGAGUGCAAAGAACAAGCUCUGUCACAUGCAGGUUUGAUGCACAGAGAAAGACGCAAGUUCCUGAGAUCUGCCCUGAAGGAGCUGGCCACAGUCCUAUCUGACCAGCCAGGGUUACUGGGGCCUAAGGCCCUGUUUGUGUUCAUGGCUCUGUCAUUCGCUCGGGAUGAGAUCAUUUGGCUGCUACGACAUGCAGACAACAUCCAGAAGAAGAGCACAGAUGACUUUAUUGACAAGCACAUUGCAGAGCUGAUCUUUUACAUGGAGGAACUGAGGGCCCACGUGAGGAAGUAUGGUCCUGUCAUGCAGAGAUACUACGUCCAGUACCUGUCUGGCUUUGACGCCGUGGUGCUCAACGAGCUAGUACAGAAUCUGUCCGUCUGUCCUGAGGAUGAGUCCAUCAUCAUGUCCUCCUUCGUCAAUACCAUGACGUCCCUCAGCGUCAAACAAGGUGUUACAGUGGAAGACGGGGACGUGUUUGAUUUCAGGGGCAUGAGGCUGGACUGGUUCAGAUUGCAGGCCUAUACCAGUGUGUCCAAGGCUUCUCUGGGCAUCGCAGACCACCGUGAGUUGGGCAAGAUGAUGAAUACCAUUAUAUUCCACACCAAGAUGGUGGAUUCCCUGGUGGAGAUGCUGGUGGAGACAUCUGACCUCUCCAUAUUCUGCUUUUACAGUCGUGCGUUUGAGAAGAUGUUCCAGCAGUGUUUGGAGCUGCCCUCCCAGUCUCGUCACUCCAUCUCCUUCCCUCUGCUCUGUACCCACUUCAUGAGCUGCACUCAUGAGCUCUGUCCUGAGGAGAGGCACCACAUAGGCGACCGAAGCCUGUCCCUGUGCAACAUGUUUCUGGAUGAAAUGGCUAAACAGGCCCGCAACCUCAUCACAGACAUCUGCACCGAGCAAUGCACGCUCAGCGACCAGCUGCUGCCAAAACAUUGUGCCAAAACCAUCAGUCAGGCGGUGAACAAGAAGUCAAAGAAGCAGAUGGGGAAGAAAGGCGAGCCUGAGAGAGAGAAGCCUGGAGUAGAGAGCAUGAGGAAAAACAGGCUGCUGGUCACCAACCUGGAUAAGCUUCACACGGCGUUGUCCGAGCUGUGUUUCUCCAUCAACUACGUACCCAACAUGGUGAUAUGGGAACACACUUUCACUCCUAGGGAGUACCUCACCUCACACCUGGAGAUACGCUUCACCAAGUCUAUCGUGGGGAUGACCAUGUAUAACCAAGCGACCCAGGAGAUAGCCAAACCGUCUGAGCUGCUGACCAGUGUCAGGGCUUACAUGACUGUGCUCCAGAGCAUAGAGAACUAUGUUCAGAUAGAUAUCACCAGGGUGUUCAACAACGUGCUGCUGCAGCAGACACAACAUCUGGACAGUCACGGAGAACCAACCAUCACUAGCCUCUACACCAACUGGUAUCUGGAGACUUUACUGCGCCAAGUUAGCAACGGACACAUAGCUUACUUCCCAGCCAUGAAGGCUUUUGUCAACCUACCUACGGAGAACGAGCUCACCUUCAAUGCAGAGGAAUACUCUGAUAUCUCAGAGAUGCGGUCCCUGUCGGAGCUGCUGGGGCCCUAUGGGAUGAAGUUCCUCAGUGAGAGCCUCAUGUGGCACAUCUCCUCCCAGGUGGCCGAGCUCAAGAAACUGGUGGUGGACAACGUUGAGAUUCUGACCCAGAUGAGGACCAGCUUUGACAAGCCUGAACACAUGGCUUCUCUGUUCAAGAAGCUCUCAUCAGUCGACAGUGUUCUGAAACGGAUGACCAUCAUCGGAGUCAUCCUCUCAUUCCGAUCCCUUGCUCAGGAGGCACUCCGAGAUGUGUUGUCCUGCCACAUCCCAUUCCUGGUGAGCUCAGUGGAGGAUUUCAAGGAUCACAUUCCAAGAGAGACCGACAUGAAGGUGGCCAUGAAUGUGUAUGAGCUGUCAUCUGCAGCAGGUCUGCCCUGUGAGAUAGAUCCUGCCUUAGUGGUGGCCCUCUCCUCUCAGAAGUCAGAGAACAUCAGUCCGGAGGAAGAGUACAAGAUAGCGUGCCUGCUGAUGGUCUUUGUGGCGGUCUCUAUGCCCACCUUGGCAAGCAACGUCAUGUCCCAGUAUAGCCCUGCUAUCCAAGGUCACUGCAACAACAUCCACUGUCUGGCUAAAGCUAUAAACCAGAUCGCUGCAGCUUUAUUCACCAUCCACAAGGGCAGCAUCGAGGACCGCCUCAAAGAGUUCCUCGCACUUGCCUCCUCCAGUUUGUUGAAGAUCGGCCAGGAGACUGACAAAACCACAACAAGGAACAGAGAAUCUGUCUACUUGCUCCUGGACAUGAUUGUGCAGGAGUCCCCGUUCUUGACCAUGGACCUUCUGGAGUCCUGCUUCCCCUAUGUGCUGCUCCGUAAUGCAUACCAUGCUGUCUACAAGCAGAGUGUGUCUUCCUCCGCCUGAGAGCCCUGAGAGGAGGAGAGGAAAGAAUGGGUUAGAGGAGAGAGAGAUUAGAAGAGGGAGAGAGCGAGUGAGAGACUCCUCACCUUGUCUGGAGUUCAGCAUGCAGAUAGUGAAGAGGAGACAAGGGCCGUAUGUAUCAAGCGUCUCAGAGUAGGAGUGCUGAUUUGGGAUAAGUGUUGCCUUUUUAGAUCAUAAUGAAUAACUUUAACUUGACAGGGGGGAGACCUGAUCCUAGAUCAGCACUUCUAUUCUGAGAAGCUUGAUAUAUGCAGGCAGCCCCAGAGCUCUUUACUGAGAAUAUAAAUAUAUGGCUUUGGACAACAUGAGUCUUAUAUGAUGAUAUGACCAUUGUGGGUGUGCUGUGUUUCAACUUACAGUCUUAAAGAAAACAAAAAAAUAGUAUUAUUGGUUUUGUGGGAUCAGGGUUUUUCUUUUCAUACAGUUUUAUGAAUUAAUCAUUUGUUUACUUAAUCUGAUGUAAGCUUUGUUGACAAUGAUCCGUGACAAUACACUACUACUUAAUUUAAUUUUUGAAUAUUGUCUUAAUUUUUAACCCAUUCAAUAUUUAGAAACUUAACACUAAAAAUGCUAUUAUCGGUGAAGGGGAAUGUGCAAAACUAAUUGCAGAUAUUUGGAAAAUGAUGAUACACAGUUAUAUUCAUCAUCAUUAUCUGUCGGUUAUUACAGUAUGUGUAUCUUUGUGAAUUUGUGUUAUUUACAUUUUUUGUGUUUCUUUGAGAUAUUUGCCAAACUGUUGAGAAAACAUAGCAUCUUAUAUUAUUUGGAGCUAACCUGAAAUGUUGGUAUUAAACUUAAAUAUUAUGAAAACUGAUGGUUGAUAUUUGUACAAAGCAUAGAAUAAUUUUUUAACUAAAUGCCUCAUUGGCAUAACUACUCCAUAGUACCUGUCUGUACGGUAUAUAAUAAACAUUCUUUCAUAUUUAUUGAAUGUUUAUACAUAGUUUUCCUUUUACCACUUUUAUAUGUUUUCAAUGUUUCAAUGAACCGUGUAUCCUCCAUAACGUGAUAAAUAAAUCUUAGGCUAUAUCCAC
Molecule: messenger RNA, 4677 nt
Organism: Oncorhynchus mykiss (rainbow trout)
Lineage: Eukaryota; Metazoa; Chordata; Actinopteri; Salmoniformes; Salmonidae
Product: nck-associated protein 1
Biological process (GO): neuron projection morphogenesis; cortical actin cytoskeleton organization; cell projection assembly
Cellular component (GO): SCAR complex
Source: RefSeq, a predicted model, not a curated record